This is a messenger RNA of Moesziomyces antarcticus, 2043 nucleotides long. RefSeq lists its product as uncharacterized. The record is from RefSeq and is a predicted model, not a curated record. The transcript has a single exon. Bases 1 to 2043 code for a protein of 680 amino acids. Lineage: Eukaryota; Fungi; Basidiomycota; Ustilaginomycetes; Ustilaginales; Ustilaginaceae.
AUGGUGGCUACGACCAAGUUCACUUCUCUCGUCGGUAGCGUGACGCUCGCGCUGGUUGUGGCUAGCUCGUUGAACGCCGCACCGGUGCUGGUGAGGCGCGACGAUGCGGCUGCGCCGGCGGGGUACAUCAGUGUGGCACAGCCGCAGAUGACCGAACAGGACAUCUAUGCGGUUGGAAUCCCCGAUGCUCCAGCUGCUACGCCAGCGGGUGCGACGUUCGCACAGGUGAUCCAGGCGGCCGCGGAGGCUGCACUGGCCAAGUCGAACCAGACCAUGAACGCGGUCAACACGUACGACCCCACUCCGGCACCGGCUGGUGCGGCCCAGACGCAGUCGCAGGUGGCUCCCGAGUCGAAUGUCGCUGCGGCACCGAAUGCGGAUGCGGUGCUGGCGGGUAAUCCGGAUCAGGGACAGGCGUUUCAGCAGGUGAUUGGAAAUUUGGCCGGUGCGGCACAGGUGGCAGAGGGCGAUAAGGGGUUGAAGGGAAACCCGGACGAGGGCGACGAGUAUAGGCAGGUGAUCGCACAGCAGAUGGCACAGCUCGGUCAGAAGGCGCGACGUGCCAUGCAAGACGCGGUCUGGGAAGCAAGACAGAUCCCGCCCCCGCUGGCUUCGGCCGGUGCACCUACAGCAGCACCCAGUACAGCGAGUGUGACGGAUGCAGUGGGAGAUGCGCCCGACGCCGUCACUGGUGUAACUGACACCGCGACUGGUGCCACCAGCACGACUGCUGCGACCGAUGCGGCCACUGGUGUGACCGACACCGCGGCUGGUGUGGCGAGCACCGCGGCUGGUGACACCAGCACGACGGCGGUGACUGAUGCGGCGGGCGAUGUGCCGGUGGCAGCACCAGUGCCGAGCGAUUACGCCUCGCCUCCCGCCCCCAUCCCUUCGAGCAACGCUGCUGUGCCCGGUGUGCCUGCUCCUGCGGUACCCAGUCUGCCGUCAGCAUCAAGCGUGCCUUCUGCGCCUGCAGUGCCGACCUCAGGACUUCCCACAUCGGGCCUCCCCACCUCUGGUGUGCCCAGUGUGCCCACUUCUGGCCUGCCCACGAGUGCACUUCCCACCGGAGCUGUGCCCAGUGCACCAGCUGUGCCCUCUGCGUCUGUCCCUGCCCUUCCCGGCCUCGGCGGCGGAUUGAAGGACUCCGACGCCGGAGCUACGACUGUCAACCCAUCAAGCCCCUCUGCCUCGCCAACAGGUGACCUUACCAUGACGGUUACACUGCCGUCCACGGCCAUGCCUACAUCGCUGGGAGAUCUGGCGAAUAUCAAGGCCAACGCCAACGCAAACGCGGACGCGAUCAACGAGUGGAAGACCAUGACCAUCCUCGUUCCCGCCGAGGCAUUUGGUGGAUCCCCCAGUCGCGCAGCCUCAGUAUCUGCUGCAACCUCAACCGCCGUCUCUUCAUCAGCUCUGGCUUCGAGCAAGGUGAUUUCGAGUACGGAAGAUGCAAAGGUGACUUCUACCGCGUCGGCGAUUGUAGCUGUUCCUACCGACCCCAUCAAUCUGUCGUCGUUCUCAGCGCUGAAGCCGCAAGCUACGGGCGUGCUGACGAUCCCGUUGACGGGGAUCAUUGAUGGGACGACGUAUUCGACCAUGCUUACACUCACCAUCCCCGGUGUAGCUACCGAGACCGCCAAGAUCCCUGCAACGGCAACGGCGUCGGCGUCGGACAAGGCUGCAACUGCCACUGCCAAACCUAGCAUUACAGCGGCGCCGUCAAAGACGUCCUCCGCCCCACAGUCGGUUAAAACCACUUCGUCCGUCGAUCCAAGCUAUAUCCAUCCUGAUGAUAUUCCGCCGCUGCUCAAGAGCUCGAUGCAAGCCACACCCACCUCUGCACCCAACCCUACCUCAACCCCAACCGCCGAUGGGGACGAUGAAGACUGCGAAGAUGUCGACGAAACCGACACGGCGCAACCCAAAUCGCUGCUCACAAAGGUCUGGGAUUGGAUGUCCGGCAAACCCCUCGACGAACGCGACUUUGAAGACGACUACGAAGACGUCGACUUCGAAGAGUACUACGACGCCCAAGAGUAA